CAGAAAUAUUUUAUCUACAUACAACACUGUACAAAUCUGAAGGAGAAAUAAAAAUAGUUAUUCAAACUUAUUUCCUCAAUUUCCAGUCCAAAUAAGCAAAGUCAGGAUGAUUCUGAUGUUCAGAAUGAUACUCUUAUUCAAGAGGUUAUGCCCCAGCUUGAAACUACAGUCACCAAGGAAGUAAAGCAGAAAGAAAAAAGAAAAAAUGCAUCGCCAAAGAAGAGAACCAGUAGUGCUCAAUUGGUUCAAAUUGCAAAUGACUUGGAGCUGACUGAACUUCAAAAUUCAGUGGAGUUCAGUGAUUCAGCUGAGUCAUCCUAUGUGUCAGCAUUUCACAAGCCAGAGACACCAUCAAAAAGGAAAUGUGUUGGAUCAGCAAUAAGGGGAGGGCUGUUGGCAUUGGACCAUGACAGCAAAGAAAUCCAUGACAUGGACCAGUCCCCAGUUAAAGCCGACUGUUCUUGUGGCUGCAAAGCUGAAAUUGAAAGGCUAUCAGCUAAAUGCAAAACAUUUGAACAAGAGUUUACCGCCACCUGGUAUUGGAUAAACCUUAUGUACAAUCAGAUACAGCAAAAGCAGCUGCCCAACACUCCCAGCCAUAUGCAGCUUCUUCAAGGGUCUUCAGGGCAUGGGCAGCUACAGAUGCCAACAAUGGAAGAAGCUCCACAGCCAUUGACCCUCAUGACAACACCAGUUAAAACUCCUCAUGUCUUGUCAUCAGAAAUCAAAAAGACAACAGUACCUACAUAUGGUGGAUUUACAAAGUCCCAGUUAAUUGAAGAAAUAGCAGGGUUCGGGGUCGAAGAUUACCCAAAAGCAGCCAAGCGUCUCUUUCGACGCAUUUACAAGGAGGAAGAGUGGCAGGGCCAUACCCUCACUGGCACAAAAGCCAACAACAAAUACGAUGGUAGACCUGCCAUAGAAGAUCCGUCUAGAAUGAACAUAAUUUAUGAAAUCAUGCAGGAGCAGUACAGGGUCACCCCUGUGCAAGUGCGUGAGAAGAUCCGCGACCUGCUGAAACCCAGCAAAUUAAAAAAACAGUUUUAAAAAUUAUGCCCGUUUCUUCGAAGAGUAACUUUACACCAUGCCGAUAGAACAUUCGAUAUAAAUAUGUUUUGGGUUGAAAUUUCAUCUAAAAUAUUAUUUUUGAUAUUACAUUUAAAAAGUAAGGAGUAACCAUAUGUUUUUAUAAUUUUUUGGUAGAAUAAUUUUCAUUUACUCGUAUUGGUAUUAUCUAAAUAUUUUUUAACCCAACUGCAUUUGAUUGUUUUUGCAGCAUAAUUAAGUUUUCGUUGUUAAAUGAAUAGUAAAGUGAAUUAAUUAAAUGUGCUUUAAUAUCAUUCCAGAAUAUUUUAUAAAACUCGAUUGUGAUGCAAUCAGAUCCUGGACUUUUGUUAUUUUGCAUUUCUUUUAGUGCUAAUGCACAUUCAUAUUCAUUAAGUAAUCCAUCACACAAUAGUUUUUCCUCUUGAUUUAAAGCAUGAUGUGUAUUUUCAAAGAGGGUGUUAUUUUCAACA
Dreissena polymorpha is the source of this 1517-nucleotide messenger RNA. RefSeq lists its product as uncharacterized. The record is from RefSeq and is a predicted model, not a curated record. The coding region runs from base 148 to 1047 and encodes 299 amino acids. NCBI's taxonomy places the organism in Eukaryota, Metazoa, Mollusca, Bivalvia, Myida, Dreissenidae. The transcript has 9 exons.